CAGCACCAAACACACCCCCCACCGCCCACCAUGCCGCCAAACCGCAUCGAACAAGAUGAAAUCGAGAAAUACUGGGAGAUCUUCAGCUCGCUAUCCAACGGCGGCACGCACCUUGACGGCGCGCAAGCCGCCCCCGUGCUCAAGAACUCGCACCUGCGUGACGACCAGCUCGAGCGCGUGUGGGACCUGGCCGACGUCGACAAUGACGGCAAGCUCGACUUCGAGGAGUUCUGCGUCGCGAUGCGGCUCAUAUUUGACCUGAUCAACGGCGUGUCCUCUGACGUCCCGCAGACGCUGCCAGACUGGCUGGUCCCGGAGAGCAAGGCGCAUCUUGUGCAGGCUACGCGGGCGCUGAGCGGGGGCCAGCAGUUCGAACCGGUGGAGGAUGAGGAUGAGACGUUGGGCUUGAGGGAUGGGUUUGACUGGUACAUGUCGCCGAGCGACAAAUCGAAAUACGAAGAGAUAUAUACUGCGAACCGCGAUUCGCACGGGAACAUAUCGUUCGAGAGCCUCAACGGGCUGUUCGACAGCCUCGAUAAUGUGCCCGACUCAGAUGUGCGGUUUGCGUGGAACUUGGUUAAUCCCAAGGCGAGGGAGAGCGUGGGCAAGGACGCAACCCUUGCAUUCCUGCACAUCCUCAAUCAGCGGAGUGAAGGGUACCGCGUCCCCCGAUCCGUGCCCCCGAGUCUAAGAAGCAGCUUUGAGAAGGCGCAUAUCGACUACGACAUCAACCACAGCCAGAACCGUUGGGCAACCAGCAACGACGAUAACACCGCAACGGGCCGCAAAGCAAAAUUCGGCGACGCGUACCUGACGCGUCUGGGCGUUGGCGACCGCGCAGCAAACUACGGCGCGCGCGCCAAGGGGACGGAUUUCGGCGGCCGGACGACGGAGGACUGGGAGGAGGUGCGCUUGAAGAAGCAGUUGAAGGAAUUGGAGGGGAAGAUUGCGGAUGUGGAGAAGGAGGCACAGAACCGGAGACACGGGCGGAGUAAGGAUAGUACGCCUGCGCUGGUGAAGAGGGAGCUCGAAUCGUUGCUGGACUACAAACGGAACGUGCUGAGGGAUUUGGACAAUGAUGAGGGUGGUGCGGUGAAGGGGCUCGGGGGGAUCAGAGAGGAGAUUGAUACUGUGAAGGAGCAGGUCGAGGGGCUGGAAAGCCACCUCCAGAGGCGACAUGAGGUGCUCGAAGAUCUUCGACGGCAGAUUGAUGACGAGAAGGCGCGGUGAGCUGAGCGAAGCUUGAUGCCUGAACGAUCUUGUAUGAGCAAGCGGCAGAGGGAGACGUUGCGUGCAUAGACAACACAGUGAGCAGUAAUAAGACAUCAUUCAAGAC
Molecule: messenger RNA, 1336 nt
Organism: Macroventuria anomochaeta
Lineage: Eukaryota; Fungi; Ascomycota; Dothideomycetes; Pleosporales; Didymellaceae
Product: cytoskeletal adaptor protein saga
Exons: 1
Coding region: 31-1230 (399 amino acids)
Biological process (GO): actin filament organization; endocytosis; endosomal transport
Cellular component (GO): cytoplasm; plasma membrane
Molecular function (GO): protein binding; calcium ion binding
Source: RefSeq, a predicted model, not a curated record